Molecule: messenger RNA, 2991 nt
Organism: Anolis sagrei ordinatus
Lineage: Eukaryota; Metazoa; Chordata; Lepidosauria; Squamata; Anolidae
Gene: APBB2
Product: amyloid beta precursor protein binding family B member 2
Biological process (GO): regulation of DNA-templated transcription
Cellular component (GO): nucleus; cytoplasm
Molecular function (GO): transcription factor binding; amyloid-beta binding
Source: RefSeq, a predicted model, not a curated record
GAGACGAGAGGAGAGGAGGAGGAGGAGCAGGAGCAGGAGCAGCCACAGCGGCAUCCCCGCCGCCAGCAGGGGCCGGAAUCGUUUCCUGGGGAAAGCGCAGCAGGCUGGGAAAGCGUUUCCGGAGGCUGAGGAAGAGGAGAAGGAGAAGAGGGGAGCCCGGCUCGGCGGAUGAGUGCUUCCAGAUUAAUUACGACAGGAUAUCAUCUUGAUCCAUUUGUGUUAUUGUUGCUUCUAUCAACGGCUUUAAAACGGGGCCUUCAACCAAAGCCUUCACCAAAGACUGGGAUAUUAAAACAAUUCUGCCGAGUCCUUUUGAAAACAGCUGACGACAGGGGAUAAUGUGCUGACUGGCGCUAUGGGCAGGCGAUACCCAGGGGCUCACUAUCGUCAAAGCAAUUCAUUUGACUCUGGUGUGGAAACCUUGGCAGGGUUUAUGGCAAGCAACAGCACAACUGACAUUGUGAAUCGGAACGGUCCUGCCACGCCACCCAACACCCUUCACUUACGCUCCUCCCACAACGAACUCUUGAAUGCUGAAAUUAAGCACACGGAAGUCAAGAGCAGCACCCCUCCAAAGUGCCGGAAAAAAUAUGCACUGACUAACAUCCAGGCGGCAAUGGGUCUUUCUGAUCCUGCUGCGCAGCCCCUCCUGGGCAACAACUCCUCCAACAUCAAGCUAGUAAAGAAUGGAGAGAACCAGCUGAGGAAGGCAGCGGAGCAGGAUCCCAAUAAAAACCCCACUGCUCCAACAACUGCUGCAGGUAUAAACAUAACCUCUGAGAAGUUGGAAGGGAAAGAACCAAACCAACAGGAUUCCUCUGGUAGUGAAAUCUUGCCCUCACAACGCCGGAGGACCAAGAGCUUCCUAAAUUACUAUGCAGACCUCGAAACAUCCACGAGAGACGUUGAUCAGAGUUAUGGAAACAGCCAGGUGGUAGAGGAGGAGAAACUGUCUUCACAGGGCAACAGUCAGGCAUCCAUUGUGAUUGCUAAUGGGGAUGCCCUGACACGGAAAGCCAACAAGCCAACGAGUCCUGAAGACGGACAGGUAGCAACCAUAUCGUCAAGUCCAGAGACAAAAAAGGAUCACCCUAAAACUGGCGCAAAGACUGAUUGUGCAUUGCACCGGAUUCAGAACCUAGCUCCAAGCGAUGAAGACUCCAGUUGGACAACAUUGUCACAGGAUAGUGCUUCCCCGAGUUCACCAGAUGAAACAGAUAUAUGGAGUGAUCAUUCAUUUCAGACAGACCCCGACCUACCUCCAGGCUGGAAAAAGAUCAGCGAUGUUGCUGGGAUCUAUUACUGGCACAUACCAACAGGGACAACACAGUGGGAGCGUCCAGUAUCCAUACCAACAGAUCUUCAGGGAUCACGCAAAGGAUCACUCAGUUCUAUUACAUCAUCUCCCACUCCUGAAACUGAGAAACAGCCUUGGAGUGAUUUUGCUGUGCUGAAUGGGGGAAAGAUUAAUAGUGACAUUUGGAAGGAUCUUCAUGCAGCGACUGUAAAUCCAGACCCCAGUUUAAAAGAAUUUGAAGGAGCAACAUUGCGCUAUGCCUCUUUAAAGCUAAGAAAUGCCCCGCAGUGUGAUGAAGAUGAUUCCUGCAGCAUCAACAGUGAUCCAGAAGCCAAGUGCUUUGCUGUCCGUUCUUUAGGAUGGGUAGAAAUGGCAGAGGAAGAUUUGGCUCCUGGAAAAAGCAGUGUUGCUGUAAACAAUUGCAUCCGACAGCUCUCUUAUUGUAAAAACGAUAUACGAGACACUGUUGGCAUUUGGGGAGAGGGAAAAGACAUGUAUCUUAUCUUGGAGAACGACAUGCUAAAUUUGGUUGACCCCAUGGAUCGCAGUAUUCUGCAUUCUCAGCCCAUUGUGAGCAUCCGGGUCUGGGGAGUAGGCCGUGACAAUGGCCGGGACUUUGCCUACGUAGCAAGAGAUAGAGAGACAAGGAUUUUGAAAUGUCACGUGUUUCGAUGUGACACACCAGCAAAAGCCAUUGCCACAAGCCUGCACGAAAUCUGUUCUAAGAUUAUGGCAGAACGGAAGAAUGCCAAAGCUGUGGCUUGCAGCUCCUUACAAGACCGGACAAAUGUUACCCUUGAAGUUCCUUUGCAAGUAGAUUUCCCAACGCCAAAGACUGAACUGGUGCAGAAGUUUCAUGUACAGUAUUUGGGCAUGUUACCUGUAGCUAGGCCAGUGGGGAUGGACACGCUAAACAGUGCUGUCGAGAGUCUGAUGGCUUCCUCCGGCAGAGAAGACUGGAUGCCUGUCACCAUGAAUGUUGCCGAUGCUACAGUGACAGUCAUCAGCGAAGGAAAUGAAGAGGAGAUCGUAGUGGAAUGUCGUGUCCGGUUCUUGUCUUUUAUGGGCGUGGGGAAAGAUGCCCAUACAUUUGCCUUCAUUAUGGAUGCAGGAAACCAGCAUUUUGAGUGCCAUGUUUUCUGGUGUGAGCCCAAUGCAGGCAAUGUGUCAGAAGCUGUUCAGGCUGCUUGUAUGCUGCGGUAUCAGAAGUGCUUGGUCGCCCGACCUCCUUCACAAAAAGUCCGGCCACCACCACCUCCUCCAGCAGACUCAAUGACUAGAAGAGUCACAACUAAUGUAAAACGAGGGGUCUUGUCCCUCAUUGACACUUUGAAACAGAAACGCCCCGUAUCCGACACGCCAUAGAAGCCCCGAGGAAGAAUAUGAUCUGGCAGAAGAUACAGCAACCACAUUAAAAGAGAUGAACUGAGUUUUGGCCUUCCAGUUGAAAAUGGUAAUGCUUUGUCUUUGGAGAAUUUACCCUUAUCGAAAUAAUAGUAGACAAGCAUGUUCUCUCGUCCUUACCACCAUCACGUGAUAUGAAAAGAAGCAUGAGUAAUUUUUUUUUUUUGCUGUGAGAAAUGGAAGGUCUGUUUUCCGAUUGUAAAUAUGAUGAACAUUACCUACAUUCACACAUAAUACACCAGAAAGGAAUACAGCACGCCACUCCUAAUCUCUGGAGAGAACCAGGCCCA